This is a messenger RNA of Corylus avellana, 1034 nucleotides long. RefSeq names its product plasma membrane fusion protein. NCBI's taxonomy places the organism in Eukaryota, Viridiplantae, Streptophyta, Magnoliopsida, Fagales, Betulaceae. The record is from RefSeq and is a predicted model, not a curated record. Gene Ontology annotation, cellular component: chloroplast.
GUGGUUACGCGUAACACGAGAGCAUCAACCAACCAUGACGCCACUGCCUCAAAGCCACUCCACCACUCUCAACGGCCUCCUAUCCUUCCCUCCAAAUCCACCAAAAUCCAAACAAAAUCUCAUUCCUCCCAAACACCAAGUUCUUCAACACCGAAUCACGGUUUCUCGCAGAGAUUUCGCAUCGCUCUCGUUCCUCGCUCUCCUGCCCUCCCUCUCUCCGGUCGCUCCUGCCUCUGCUUUCUCCAUCGGCAUUUCAGGACCGAAGGAUUGGUUGAAAGGGCAAAAGAAGAAUGCCUCCAAGUUCGUUUUAGCCCCAAUCGACGCCUCGCGAGAAAUCCUUCGCUCUGCCUAUGUCUUACUCACGGCUAGGGAUUCUGAAUAUUCGGCUAAGGACUUGGAGGAACUGCAAGGGCUAUUGAGGUCGGCCGCUAGGGACUGCGUUCCCGAGGAUAGGAAUUCUUUUGUUAGCUUUCAAGCCAGCACGGGAGUUGAGGUUUGCACCUUCCGAUUGGUUGUGAAGAAUGCGUCCUCAUUGCUUGAUAACAAGGAUCCUGUGAAGUUGGAAGCCGAAGCUAUGUUGAAUGAUCUUAUAAGAUCUUUCACUUCUCUUAAUGGUCUAGCCAGCGAAACUGACAUUCAACUUGCUUCCAGUAGACAGAAGGUAGCAGUUGCACUCAUGGAUACCAUAUCUUUCCUUGACAAGUUUGAGCAGGGAAUUAAAGAAUGCCUUGAAGCUUGACCAUUAUGAUAUGACUAAAAUAUUCUGGUGUAUAUUGUACUCAAAGGUUUUGCAGCUUGUCUGUUGAACUUGGAAGAUGGUGGACGUAUGUCCAUAUUGACUUGAUCUUUGCUGUCCUGUUGUUUUUCACCUUCCUAUGUCUUCUUUCCCCAUGAUCUCAUUAUUUGUUGUCCCGCGACUCCAUUUUUCUGUAGAGGCAAGAUACUUGUAAUGAAGUAUUAUUAUUGGAAGGAAGUUGGUGUUAGUUUCCCUUGCUUCACCUGUUGAAGUAAAUUUCUCUGGAAUGAUUAUUGUG